Blastocystis hominis is the source of this 591-nucleotide messenger RNA. RefSeq lists its product as hypothetical. Gene Ontology annotation, molecular function: transferase activity. Lineage: Eukaryota; Bigyra; Opalinata; Blastocystidae. The record is from RefSeq and is a predicted model, not a curated record.
AUGAUGAAAAUGGGGUAUGAAGUGUACUCGGGAACGAUCGUGGGGCUCCCCUUCCAGACCGACGAGAAUCUCGUGGAGGACAUUCUGGGAAUGAAAGAGCUGGGCGUGGACGGCUUGGACUUUGAUGUGUACAUGCCUACAAAGGACACGCCGAUCUAUCCCUUCUGGAGAGAGCAGAACGAUGUGGGACAGAGCAAUCAGUACAGACCCUACCUGGAGCGGUCCUUCCAGCGACUGAAGCGGAUGAUCGCGUUGAGUCGGAUCGUGAUGCCCUCGGUGAGCAUUACCACCUCUGAGCUGCACUUGCUGCUCCACGCGAACGGCAUGCAGGAGAUUCUGAACGCGGGCGCCAACGUGGUGAAGAUGUUCUCGGGACCGCGAUGGACGCGACAGUUCAACUUGGUUUGCGUGACGCCCAGGCCUGAUUACUUCGACGAGAUGCAGCCGGCCUUCCCCGAGGACUACGUCUUGCAGCACAAUCUUCAGGUGAUCCAGGAAGCAGGGAAGAUCGUGGGGAGCGCUGAUGCAGCUCUGAUGUCCAGUCCUCACGCGCGCGGUUAUCAACUCACCGGCGUACAUUCGACGGAUUAG